Molecule: messenger RNA, 1540 nt
Organism: Ananas comosus (pineapple)
Lineage: Eukaryota; Viridiplantae; Streptophyta; Magnoliopsida; Poales; Bromeliaceae
Product: ubiquinol-cytochrome-c reductase complex assembly factor 1
Exons: 7
Coding region: 221-1117 (298 amino acids)
Biological process (GO): mitochondrial respiratory chain complex III assembly
Cellular component (GO): mitochondrion
Source: RefSeq, a predicted model, not a curated record
AUUGCACUAAAAACCCCUCUCCCCCAUCUCCUCUCUCUCUCUCUCUCUCUCUCUCUCCCCCUCUUCUUAAACCCUAGAUCGCAGGAUGAGGAAUUUCUCAUCAAUCUCCUUUUCCUCUUUUUCCAAAUUAAAUGUUUGAAGCCAUAAUCGCGCAUUAUCGCCCUCUUUUCUAGGUUUGAUUCGCCCAAUCUCGCCUCUAUAAUUUUUUUUUUUUUCAACAAUGUUCCCUCGAUGGGGGAGAGCCGUUUCCGAUCUCUCCUCCACCCUCGCAUGGCACAAGAGAUCAGCGAUUCCCGCAGAAGCUCUUUUCUUCGAUCGCAGCUUCGCCAAAGCCGCCGCUGCGGCGCCGGCUCCUUCGAAUUCUCCGCCGCCGCCGCCGCCGCCGCCGCCGCCGAAGCGCGUCCAUGAUAAGCCGGAGGUCAAACUGAAUGCUUUGUUUUGGUCCAAACCCUGUUCUUUGGCUUUGGUUCGUGAUUCUCCCUUGCGAGUUGAAGAGCCGCGGUUUGAGGGCAUUCGGCGUAUUAUUUUUAAGCUACUGUUAUUCUACAGUAAGCAGAGCAAAUCGAUCAGAGGGGCAAAUGUUGUCUAUCGCCGUGUCAUUUCUCAGGUCGACAAGCCUGCUAUUUAUGAUGUAUUUCAGUUGGAGAAAACGUUUAAAACUACAUUUUCAUUGCUUGUUCUUCAUAUGUGGCUUGUUUUACGUCGCUUGAAGGAAGACGGAAAGGAAGGGGUCCAGUUCGGCCAAUAUCUGUAUGAAAUUUAUAAUCACGAUCUUGAGCUGAGAGUUUCAAAGGCUGGGGUUAACUUGCUUUUGAUUAAGUGGAUGAAAGAACUAGAAAAAAUAUUCUAUGGGAACAUUGUGGCAUAUGAUGCUGCUAUGAAACCAGAGGCAAGACACGAUGAUCUUGCAAAUGCAAUAUGGAGGAAUAUUUUCUCUGAGGAUGGUUCAGAAAAUACAAAUGCUGCUGCUGCUGCCGCUGUCCAGGCUAUGGCUAGGUAUACUCGCAGAGAAUCUACCUGCCUUUCAUUGACGGAUAAGGAAGCAGUAUUCUCUGGCAACUUCAUGUUUACCUCAUUGGGAGACCGGACGCCGAACCAUGAGAAGCCCGUGAAGUGAGCCUUGAGUGUGCCAUGGAAAAGGGAAGCAAACAUAUGACCGGACAGGGCGAAGAAAGUGUAUGGAAAUUUCUUUAUUUUUGAAAAAAAUCGAGAAGAAAUAAAUUUACUUCAUCAAACAAACACACCAAAUUCAUUGGAAUUGAGCAUUUAGUAGAGAUUAAUUGUACGAGUUGCAGUUGUUUCCAUUCUAAUCAGGAAUUAGGGGUUGGUGUGAAGGGUGAGAUUGCACUGGAGAGGGCUCAUUGUUGCACAAGACCCUCCGGUCUCGAAUCUUAUAAUGUCUCUUCUUCCUUUGGAAUGCUUUUUGACUUGUGCUUUGAUCACCGGUGUAUGCUUCACUUUGUUGGACAAAUGCUUGUAGAUUAAAAAUCAGUUCGAAGUAUAUGAAAAGUAAAAAAAAAAAGAAUGAAAUUGUUUUAGA